GUCUAUCAACGAGAGCUCCAGGAGGUGCGCGUGGCCAAGCAGACGGAGACCACGGAGAUCGACGGGCGGCUGAGGGAGGGCUACGAGCUGCGCCUGGCGGGCACGCUGAUGAAGCUGCGAGAACUGUACGAGUCUCAGAUGCAGCUCGACCGGGAGAAAACGCAGAACAUCUACGAGAACAAGAUGCGUGACCUGCAGAGACUGCUCGAGCUGAGCUCCAGCGACAGCUCCAGCAAGAUGGAGGAGAUGCGGGCGUACAAGUCGCGCCUCGAGGGACUCAACUCCAAGAUCUCGGGACUCGAGUGGCAGAACCAGUCCCUGACGGCCCGUGUGCGAGACCUGGAGCGUCUUCUGGACCAGGAGCGGGAGUGGCACGGCCGGGCCCUGAUGGCCAAGGAGGAAGAGAUCUCCCGGUUGCGGGCGGAGAUCGAGGACCAGCUGCGGGAGUACCAGGACCUGCUGGACAUCAAGGUGGCUCUGGACCUCGAGACUGCGGCGUACCGCAAGCUCCUGGAGGGCGAAGAGUCCCGGCUGCACAUUACGCCCAGCGCAUCUACCAGCGGGGCUGAGAUGUACACCAGUCCGCUGCUCCGAGGCACCAAGCGCAGGCGGACCUUCUCCCACCGGGAGGAGCAGUCAAACUUCGACGUCCAGGUCUCCGCAUCCGCCCAGGGGGACCUGGAGAUCUCGGACCACUGGCCAGACGGAAAAUACGUCAUCGUAAAGAACAAGGGCACGAAGGAGAUUCCAUUGGGUGGCUGGCGGAUCGACCGCAAGUCCGGCAACGAUGAGUUCACCUUCCGGUUCCACCGGACCCACGUCAUCCAACCGGUAACCACCAUCACGGUAUGGAGCUCCGACGCCGGUGCAGCACACAGCCCUCCGUCGGACCUGGUCAUGCGCAACCAGCAGUGGCCCCACGUUGAACAGAUGCGCACAGCCUUGCUCAGCGCUGAUGGCGAGGAGGUGGCGUUUCGGGAAAACCGGCGGCAUCAGUUCAGGCGCCUCUCGGAAAGGUCGUCCGGCGCGGGAGGAUAUUCGACGGGGCGCGAGCCCCUUUUCCAAGAGCACGAUUCCAACGACCCCAACUGCUGCUGCGUGAUGUAAAGAAGCAAGAAAAAAAUGAAAAAGUC
Molecule: messenger RNA, 1133 nt
Organism: Ixodes scapularis (black-legged tick)
Lineage: Eukaryota; Metazoa; Arthropoda; Arachnida; Ixodida; Ixodidae
Product: lamin Dm0-like
Exons: 8
Source: RefSeq, a predicted model, not a curated record